AUGUCUGAUAUUUAUGAUAUCAUAAUUGACCUUUCUUUAGAGAAAAAAGAAAAGAGUAUUCUACGCACUCAUUUCUAUAAAAAUCCUCAAGAAAUAAAUAAAGUGAUGUGUGUACUUGAAAAAUGCCCAUCACCUGAGGAAAAAAUUGAAUUUUUAAGAAUGUCUUUCUUAACUUCUGACGACGGAAGUAAGCAUCAAGUUAGCGCAGUACCAAAAAGAAAGAAGUUUUCAAUAAAUAGUACAAUCAUGUCAUGGGAUCGUGAAAACGUCUAUUAUGUGAAUCCAUUAAAACAGAGCGGAGAAUUAAUUGAUUUGAUUUGUAAAGGUGACUAUGUGUUAUUACAUGGAGCGCGUGCCUCCGGAAAAUCCACUCGGACGAUGCAAGUUAUGGAUGAUCUGGAAGAAAAAGGAUACAUUUGUAUCUACGUGGCUUUUUGUGAUUUAACUGUCGACGAUGUUGAUCGAUUUUGGGAAAAUGUCGCCAUAAAUAUUAAAAUGAAUCUUGAUAGCAAGUAUACUGAGAAACAUAAGUUAGGGAAAAUAAAACAACAAGAACCGUUUGAAAUACCCACUAUGAGGACGCUCGAAGAUAUUAUGGAAAUUUUUGCGCUCACCGCAAAGAUUUGGAAUUAUUUUUAUGAAGAACCUUGCAAAAAAGUAGUUCUAUUCUUUGACGAGUUCGAUACUUUGCUCUCUCCCAAUAACGUUCAAGUCUGUAACUCGCUCCUGACAAACAUGCGCGUUAUUAAAACAAGCCCCUACUAUGCAAUAAAAUCUGUCGUCGGGAUCGGCACAUUCAGUAUACUAAAUUUAAACACUACAAAUCGGUCAGUAUCACCGUUCAACGUUAGUGAUGCUUUUCAAAAUCCAAAUUUUACCGAAGAUGAGGUCAGAUCAAUAUUUAAAGAGUUUAUGAAUGAUUACAGUAAAGAAAUUGAUGAUCAGGUCAUCAAGGAUAUCCACAUACAAACAAACGGACAUGCGGGACUUAUAAAUCUUUGUGGACGCUUAAUCGAGAGCGUGCCUAAUAAGCUGGAUUAUGCGUGUUGGAAACAUUAUGAACAUGAGAAAUUGGGAGUUUGGAUUUCAAAUUACCGUACAUUUAAAAGAAUGAUUGAUUCCCUAAAGAUGAAAGAUGCAAUUAGCGCUGUGAACCUUCUUCGUACUCGAUUUUUGGGUAAUUCCAGUGAUGUGAAAAUAAUGGAUAAUAAAGAACUUGAAUUAGCCAAGUUUCUAGUAUCUGAAGGUGUCCUCAUUCACAUUGAUUCCAAUACGUACAAAAUGUAUUCUUCUCUCUUGGAUUCACUUAUCAGACGAUAUGUAAUUGCCGACCUAUUUCCGCUCGCCCCAAAGAUUCAUGUCCCUAAACAAAAUGAUAAAUUAAAAACUUUAGAAGUUUUAAAGGAAGCAGUUCGCUUCUUCGAUAGAGAAAUUAUUUCUAGAGCAUUUCAUUACUCAUUUAAAACGGCACAUUCGACUGUCUGCAAGUGA
Molecule: messenger RNA, 1491 nt
Organism: Funneliformis caledonium
Lineage: Eukaryota; Fungi; Glomeromycota; Glomeromycetes; Glomerales; Glomeraceae
Source: the annotation of a GenBank genome assembly